CGGCCCCGCAUCAAGCAAUCUGACACACAAGUAGUGGAACGCUCAGUCAAAAUGGCUGAUAACGGGGAAGACGGAGUAUCGAAAGGUGUGCACAGGCGUGGAGCUUUAAGGCAGAAAAAUGUGCACGAAGUGAAAAACCACAAAUUUGUUCCUAGAUUUUUUAAGCAGCCAACAUUCUGUAGUCACUGCAAGGAUUUCAUUUGGGGCUUUGGGAAGCAAGGUUUUCAGUGCCAAGUUUGCAGUUUUGUGGUACACAAAAGAUGUCAUGAAUUUGUCUCCUUUUCCUGUCCAGGAGCAGACAAAGGACCCGACUCUGAUGCCACAAACUUGCAUAAAUUUAAAACACACACAUAUGGAAGCCCUACAUUUUGUGACCAUUGUGGGUCACUUCUCUAUGGACUUAUACACCAAGGACUCAAGUGUGAUGCAUGUGACAUGAAUGUACACAAGAAAUGUGAGAAGAAUGUUCCAAAACUUUGUGGUAUAGAUCACACAGAGAGGAGAGGCCGUAUAAAGCUCAAAAUUACCACAACUACCACCAAGCUAGUUAUACAAAUUUUAGAAGGAAAAAACCUAAUACCAAUGGAUCCAAAUGGACUAGCAGAUCCAUAUGUUAAAGUGAAACUUAUUCCAGACGACAAUAACAAAACAAAAAAGAAAACCAAGACCAUCAAAGCCACCUUAAACCCUGUGUGGAACGAAACUUUCACAUUUGACCUUUCCCCUGAUGACCAUUCCAAGCGACUUUCUGUGGAGGUUUGGGAUUGGGACAGAACGUCCAGGAACGACUUCAUGGGCUCCCUGUCUUUUGGGAUCUCAGAACUUCUGAAGGAAAACCAAGAUGGCUGGUUCAAACUACUGAGCCAGGAAGAGGGAGAAUUCUAUGGCAUCCCUGUGACCGAUGAUGCAAUAGCCACCAUUAAUGACCUUAGGAAAACUUUACCAAAACCACCACCCCAACAAAUUGAUGUGUCACGGGGAACUGGCAGCAAACAGGACACAGUUCGAGCAACAGACUUCAAUUUCUUAACAGUUCUAGGGAAAGGCAGUUUUGGAAAGGUUGUCUUAGCAGAGAUGAAGGGAACAGAAGAAUUGUACGCCAUCAAAAUCUUAAAGAAAGACGUGAUUAUACAGGAUGAUGAUGUGGAGUGUACAAUGAUUGAAAAACGUGUCCUGGCCCUCCCCAACAAACCACCAUUCCUUGUCCAAUUACAUUCAUGCUUUCAAACCAUGGAUCGUCUCUACUUUGUCAUGGAGUACGUCAAUGGUGGAGAUCUCAUGUACAGAAUUCAGCAGGAAGGAAAAUUUAAAGAACCAGUGGCUGUCUUUUAUGCAGCUGAAAUAGCGAUAGGAUUGUUCUAUCUACAUAGUCAAGGAACAGUAUAUAGGGAUCUUAAGUUAGACAAUGUGAUGCUUGAUUCUGACGGCCAUAUUAAGAUUGCAGACUUUGGAAUGUGUAAGGAAGGCAUUUUCAAUGACAAGACAACCAGGACCUUCUGUGGUACUCCAGACUAUAUUGCCCCCGAGAUUGUCCUCUAUCAGCCAUACGGGAAGUCAGUGGAUUGGUGGGCCUAUGGAGUGCUUUUGUAUGAAAUGUUGGCAGGACAGCCACCAUUUGAUGGAGAGGAUGAGGAGGAAUUGUUUGCUUCCAUAACAGAUCACAAUGUCUCCUAUCCAAAGUCUAUGUCCAAAGAGGCUGUGUCCCUUUGUAAAGCACUGUUAACAAAAAAUCCAACCAAGAGGUUAGGAUGUGGACCUAAUGCAGAGAGAGAUAUCAAAGAUCAUGCCUUCUUCAAGAGAAUCAAUUGGGAAAAGAUUGAACUUCGUGAGGUUCAACCCCCCUAUAAACCAAAGAUUAAUAACCCACGAAAGGCUGAAAAUUUUGACAAGAUGUUCACUGCUGCGAAACUGAAAAACACACCGACGGACAGUGUUGUUAUCAUGAACAUAGAUGAAAAUGCAUUCCGAGACUUUACUUACGUCAAUCCUUUCUUUACUGAUUUUGCUCGUUCCGAAAAUUCCGCAUUAUAGCUCACUAGAAAUUUCUUUUUACAUUAAAUGGAUUCCUUGUAUGAUGAUAUGUGUGUUGGACAUAUAUUUAAAAAAAAAACUCCCAUGUUUGAAAAUCAAAUUUUCCAAUACAUGUAUUAUGAAGGAUAUGUUUGCAUGGGGGUGAAAAAUUCAUAUAAAAAGUUCAUCUAAGAAAGUCAGUUAUGACGGUGUCAUAUGAGAUUUGUUAUUUACAUGCAUAUGCAAUCAAAACUGAAUGAGUUGAAAUGUCCAGUAGGCAUUGACAGGUUAUGUUUGUAUGAGUAUAAAUGUUUCUAGUUGUAUGUAAACAUGCACAUUGCUGUUGUAUUACUAGAGUCUAGCAAUUAUCACCUAUGAACUCGGUGUUUAUAUGUUUGUAUGUAGAGAAAAAUGAAUGGAUGAAUUUUAGAUAUGUUUAUCUAUAUAUCACAAUACUUGAAACUCAUUUUCUUGACAAAAAUAUUUUAAAAAGAUAUUUUAAUAAUAAUGAAAAUAGGAAAAAAUAUUGUGAAAUCUUAACAAAGACUGUAUUUUGUCAAUGAAGUUGUGUGGAGUUUAUAGAUUUCCUGCCAUUUCUUGAAUUGGAAAACCAUAUUUGUAAACUGUUUUCUUACUGUGCAGAACUUGUAUAUAACUUAAUAGAUGACAAAAUCACUGUCUGAGAUACUCUCCUAUGAAAAGUUGAUAUACCGGUAGGAAAAAAGUACCUCAGAUAUAGAAUGUAAUGGGUUACGUUACCCUUGGCUCAAAAUUGUUUCCCCCUGUAAAACUGAAACAUUUUUUGAAGUUGAAGACCAUUCUCCUAACUAUUUUUGCAUGUUAUCAGUUGUAAAUUUUCUCUCUAAUUACAAGAAUUUUUUUAUUUCAAAUCUUUUUGAAAAAAAAUAUUUUCUGUGACUAAUCAUGCAGAAUAUGUUUUCUGUAAAUGUGUAACACCAAACAUUUCAGAUGAAGCUAAGAGCAUGAUAAAUGUUUUUACAGUAAAAAUUAGAAUUUUGUGCAUUACAACAGAACAGGUGAUAUAUAUAUGUGCAGCACGUUAACUUUUAAUCUAUUUUAUAUGUACAUGUAUGCUUUUUUCACAUUUUUUUUUUUGAAAAAUUAAUUGUUAUAUAAUCUGAUUGUACAUUUUUGUAUGAUAAUUGAUACCCGCUAUAUAUUACAUGCAGUAUGGGGCACUCUUAUUAACCAGUUCAUUAGGUAUGGUUGUCACUAGAUGUUAGUGUAAUGUCUCUUUUAUUUAUUCAGGAAGAAACCUAUCAUUUUAACUAAGAACAUACAAAUGACAGGAAAAAAUACCACCCUUAAUUGAAACUUCGCAAAUAUUCUCACACUAUUAGUUUAGUGUGAAAUAUGGAUGUACUGGUCAGAGGUUAUUUCAUUUCAUUAGUUUGAACUGAGUACAAGCUGAGAAAGCAUGUUAUUUAUCCUCUGAAGUUUGUGUGCUGAUUUAAAGCCAGGAAUAUUUUUUCAUUAUAUGCAAGGGUAACUUCUGCAGAAGUAUUACUAGAAUUCAAAAUGGAGUCAGCCUGUAUUCUGAAGUUCUGGAUUUUUUAAAUUUUUUUUAAAUACUCUAGACUUCCAUUUCCUUUUGUUCUUCUUUUGAUAACAUUACUUUUAUCUUGAACCAAUUUUGCAAAAUAAAUCAGGUUCUAUCAGUUUAAAAUAUAAUCUUACGUGGAGCUGAAAACAAAGCUGUGCUAUAUGAUUUUCAGUAGCAACAGUGCUAGCUGAAGUAGCAAGACAAAAUCUAUUUGACUUUUUUCACCCACAAGUGCACUUCUGUAAUUUUUUUUUUUAAAUUAUCUAUACCUGUGACUUAGAGGACAUUGUAAAUAUUAAAUUUGACUUGAGGAUAUUUUCAAGAAUAAUUUAUCUACUUUUUCAUCGAGGAUAAAUAAAAUGAAUAAUUCAGCCAUUUUUGUAAAGCUAUAAAUUAACUGAAAUUGCCAAUACCAGGUCGUAAAUUACAUCAUCAAAAAUUGAAUGGAUUAAUGGCAGCCCUGUCUGUUUUUUAGAUGAAACAUUCAUUUAGAAGGUAGUCCCCAAAUCAAUUUUCUGCCUGAGGAUAAUUGCAGUAUUCAUGAAUGAGUUUCACUAGCAUUACAUGAUUGUGCUAGUUUAUUAAGUCUAUCACAUACCAUCAGUGAACAAAAAUAGACCUCUCACUUAAUCAGAUACAGUCUUUUCAGAGAGUUGAGGGGGAAAAAUAAAAUUCUUAAGACUGUCAUGCACUGAAUUGGAAUUGUUACCGAUUUCUGUCUUGUUCUUCUAAUAGUGGAAUUCAGAAUCUGAAACUUCUUUUAUAAGGAAGGUGAAUUUAUUAAAGAGUUUUUUUUUUAUAAUUGGCAGCAGUAUCAAGUACUAUCAGGGUUGUCCCUAAGACCCGGGGGCCGGGGAAUUUCCCCACCUAUAAUGAUGUUAUCCCCCUGUUACUCUAGUAUUCUUCCUCAACCUCAAGUUAGGAAAGGAACCUCAGACCCCCUUCUACUUUUUGAAUUUCCCCUGCUACUUCAAUUCUUAGGGACAACCCUGACUAUGUAUAAAUGCAUUUGAUUGUAACAAAGAGCUCAAGUAAUAUAUUUAAUUUUUUUUUUUAAUACACUGUAGAUCAUCAUAAAGUAGUUAAUAAAUAUCAUUCUAAUUGAAAUAUUAAUCUUAACAAUUUGAACUUCAUGUAUUACAAUUUUUUAACCAAAAUAGAAAGUAGAGGUAGUACAUUUAAGAAUUUAUCAAGUGAAAAGCUCCAUGUCAGAUCAAAACCAUACCUGGGUGUCAAAUAUCACAUAGGAAUUUUUCACUGUAAAAAAAAAAAAUGCCACUGCUUUAUUAACAAAUUUUGUUAUCUAAUGUAAUUCUACACACUGCUGAAAAUUUUUGUGAGAAAGUAACAAUUCAUGAUGUAUGUAAAUUAUUUAUAUGAGAGGUUUUAUUUAUACAUUUCUUCUGAUGCUGAUCCACCUCAUAAUACAAGCAUAACCUAUAUGAUAUAUAUACAAUGUUGCAUGUACUUAUACUUUGGAAAGGGCGUCUGGAUUUUUUUUUCACUUUGUAUUGCAUUUUAUAAUUUAUUUUUGUCAGUAAUGGUCUGACUUGUUACAAAACCCACCAGUUCUUACUCCAGCAUUGUGAAAACAGAGCUCUAAGAUUUUUUUUAAGGAUAAUUAUCUUCAUUUAACCGUAUAGAACUUAAUUUGAUGUUUCUUUUUUUUCAGAAAAUUUUAUGUUUUUUUUUCUUUUUCAAAUUACAUUUACUCUAUUGUCUGUUAAAACUUGUUGUCUGCGCCAUUGUUUGUUGACCACUAUUAAAGCAACCUAAAGAAAAUUUA
Saccostrea echinata is the source of this 5360-nucleotide messenger RNA. Its product is annotated as calcium-dependent protein kinase C-like. Gene Ontology annotation, biological process: protein phosphorylation. Gene Ontology annotation, molecular function: diacylglycerol-dependent serine/threonine kinase activity; ATP binding; zinc ion binding. The coding region runs from base 52 to 2031 and encodes 659 amino acids. NCBI's taxonomy places the organism in Eukaryota, Metazoa, Mollusca, Bivalvia, Ostreida, Ostreidae. The transcript has 16 exons. The record is from RefSeq and is a predicted model, not a curated record.